CGUGCCUCGUUGCUCAAACAAAACUAAAUGAGCUCACAAAGGCAGCAGAAGUCGCACCAGUGCUGCCUUCACACCCCGUGAACGUCCCAAGCUUUCCACUCUACACAAAUGUUUGCAUUCUUACUCUGCCCUGUGGGGCCCCUCAGACAGCCUGCUCUCCCAUUGGCCUGGGCGGUGCGCUCAUUAUGCAAAUUAGGCGAUGGGCGGGGCCUAUUCGUAAGAGUACGAUUCGACGUCACGGGCAGAGUGGCAUGUGAGGUGGUGGUUUUGGUGGUGGUGGUGGUGGGGGGUGAGAGUGGAAGGAGAGGGGGCUUUAAAAAAAAAAAAGAAAGAAAGAAAAGAAAUUGAAAACACAUACAGAGCACAAGAACAAAUAAAUGAGGCUGAUUCCAAACAAGGGGGCUUUAAAAAGGGAAGAGGAGAGAGAGCAGGGAGGGAGAAACUGUGAGGAGGAGUGGGGAGAGAGGAAGAUAUAACGGAGGGGGGGAAGAGAGAGAGAGUGCACUGUGCAGAGAGAGAGAGAGAGAGGGAGAGAGGGAGGGAGAGAGAGGGAGAGAGAGAGAGCAGCUCGCCGGCCCAUUGAGGAAAGAUGGCUACAGUCACUGCAAACGGAGUGCAGCAAGAGAAUGGAUUCAGCACCACGAACAGCGCCGGCAGGAUGAACGGGCUUACCAUCGGCCAGAACACCAUUCCAAUGAAGGACCACGACGCCAUCAAGCUUUUCAUCGGGCAGAUUCCCAGAAACCUGGAGGAAAAGGACCUGAAACCCCUGUUUGAGGAAUUCGGAAAGAUAUACGAACUCACUGUACUGAAAGACAGGUUCACGGGAAUGCAUAAAGGAUGUGCCUUUCUAACAUACUGUGCCAGAGAGUCAGCACUGAAGGCCCAGAGCGCCCUCCAUGAACAGAAGACUCUGCCAGGGAUGAACCGGCCCAUCCAGGUGAAGCCAGCCGACAGCGAAGGACGAGGAGAAGACAGGAAGCUGUUUGUGGGAAUGCUCGGCAAGCAGCAGAGCGAGGACGACGUCCGGCGGCUCUUCGAGACCUUCGGCCAGAUCGAGGAGUGCACCGUCCUGCGAGGGCCUGAUGGGGCCAGUAAGGGCUGCGCCUUUGUCAAGUUCUCCAGCCACGCAGAAGCGCAGGCCGCCAUCAACAGCUUACACGGUGGACAGACUAUGCCUGGUGCCUCGUCCAGUCUGGUGGUCAAGUUUGCAGACACCGAUAAAGAGAGGACCCUGCGCAGGAUGCACCAGAUGGCGGGCCAGCUCGGCAUCUUCAGUCCUAUGACCAUCCAGUUUGGGGCCUAUGGCGCCUACUCUCAUGCUGUAAGUCUCAGCCCGGCGGGGGAGGAGACGCAGAUGAUGCAACAGCAAGCAGCCCUGAUGGCAGCAACACAAGGGUCCUACCUGAACCCCAUGGCAGCCAUCGCAGCCGCGCAAAUGCAGCAAAUGGCAGCUUUCAAUGUCAACGGCCUGGUGGCUACUCCCAUGACACCGUCCUCAGGCACCAGCACACCCCCGGGCAUCUCUGCCACAGCCGUGCCCAGCAUAGCCGCCCCUAUUGGAGUCAACGGAUUCAGUGCCCUCCCGCCUCAGAGCAACGGGCAGCCCACUUCUGAGCCCAUCUACACCAAUGGUAUUCAUCCAUACCCAGCACAGAGUCCAACGGUGACCGACCCUCUCCAACAGGCUUAUGCUGGCGUCCAACACUACGCAGCAGCCUACCCUGCCGCCUAUGCGCCAAUCAGCCAAGCGUUCCCCCAGCAACCAACCAUCAUUCCCCAGCAACAGAGGGAAGGGCCAGAAGGUUGCAACCUGUUUAUUUAUCACCUGCCCCAGGAGUUCGGAGACGCGGAGCUCAUGCAAAUGUUCCUGCCUUUUGGCAACGUCAUCUCUGCCAAAGUCUUUGUGGACCGAGCGACCAAUCAGAGCAAAUGUUUUGGCUUUGUGAGUUUUGAUAACCCGUCCAGUGCUCAAGCCGCUAUCCAGGCCAUGAACGGCUUUCAGAUAGGCAUGAAGAGGCUGAAGGUGCAGCUAAAGCGGCCAAAGGAUGCCAACCGACCUUAUUGACUCGUCCGCUGUCCAUACCCAGGAUGAAGGGCCACAACACCUUAUUUCCACAAGUGCAGUAAAAGUACAAAGACUUCUUGCUCUGCUACAUAUCAUGAAGGAAGGGUGGUCCCUUGAUCCUGCUGGAAACCCGCCGAAAGAUUGGGUGACUGAGAGAGGGAUCCCAGAGUUGUUUUAUUUUUCUUUCCUUUUUUUCUUUCUUCGCAAAUGCCUCUUUUUUCCCUGUUUUGCUUUGGCGUCUGUGGAAGAAGAUUUUUUGCAGAGACCAACUUUUUGCUGCUGUUUUUUAGACAUGAUGGGGAAAAAAAAAAAAAAAACCUUUAUAGACUCAUUAUGCUCAAAGCAUGCAUACUGACACAGGAUAUAGAUAAACACACAUACACACAGAUAACAAACCAAACAUACACAUUUAAGGAUGCUACACUUCAAGAAAUUUAAAAAUGAAAAAAAAAAAGAAAAAAAAAAAGUCUACUUUGUACAUGUAUAAAUACGUGCAAAUGCCAACUCAAGUACUGAAGCAAACACAUGCGUGUGCGCGCACACACACAUACACACAAAUACACACACCAGCCUGCUGCCAUUUUGGUUUUUGUGCCUACACAGGUGUUGUGCUCUGUGACAGGGCAAGCUCUGGAUCAAAGAAGAAAACGAGAAGAAGAAGAAGAUGAAGAAGAAGACGACGACGAGAGAAGAGAAGAGGAGAAUCCAGGAUAAUUUACAUGCAUCAUUCCUUAGGAAAUAGGGACCAAAGGACUAAACGCUUUUUAAAAGAAUAUAAAUAUAUAAAUAUAUAAAUAUAUAUUUAAAAACUCAUACCUUGUAGCUGCAAGUAUUACAAUUUACUCGUAGUCAAAAAAAUCAUUAAAUCAAUAUCCAGUGGCCUACUGUAAGUAAGAAUAAAAGAAAAUGGAAAUAAUGUAUAAAAAAAGACAUGGAAUCGUAGUAUAGGGGCUGAUCUUUUGCUCUGGAUGCUGAUUUAGCACCAGGUUGUAGAAUAGUAAAGUAGAUUAGGAAAAAAAAAUAUGUAGAUUUGCUAAUUUUUGCUGUUGUUUAAAAAAAAUACUUGAAGUCGUAACGAAAAAGGAGGGCAGAAGGGGGAGGAAAAGGAAAACAUUCAUCUUCCCCUGUACGCAACGAGUCUCUUUCUCUUGGAUGUUAAGGUAUCAGCCACUGGAUAUCUCGCUCAUCAUGAUGUAUAAGUCACCGCACUCUCUUACAGCUAUGAACAGACUGUUGUGGAAGAAAAAAAAAAAAAGAAUGAAGAGAGAGAAAAAAAAAAGACUGAACUUACUAAUGUCUGUGCUGGACAGGGUGCAGAUAUUUAAGGCUCUCACUAGCCUUUGUGUUCAAGCGACAAUCCACUGUAAAGACCAAGCGAAAUGGACAUGGUGUGUCUUUUGUUUUCUUCUUUUCUUUUCUUUUCUUGACCUUUUAUAUUUGCAACAAGGGAGCGUGAGUUAUGAAGCCACAAAUUGUUAAGAGGAGAUGGUUCUACUAAGAGUGACGGACAAAUGGAUGGUCAUACGAGGGGAACAGAUCAGGAGGAGGAGUAAGGUGACAGCUACUGAAACUGCCAGCAGAAUGAACUCAGAACACAAACGAAUUGGCCCAAGUGGCGUCAGAAUUCUGUCACAAAACAAAAGUAUGCCCGCUGUAAACAACCAGGACUUAUAUAAGCGACAUGCCAAGGAUAUGCGAGUCCACUGGAGCUGCUGCAAAACUCCAGAUUGAGAAAAAUUGCCACUUGUCUCUUGGCUGAUAAAGACAAACAAUUCUCUGAAGACAAACUCAAUUUACUGUAUUGAUGGCAAAGGGGUGCAGGCUUUUAGAGCUGAUUUGAGCUCUGUCAAAUAUAAUGUAAAUUCCAUUAUUAACAUGUUCCCUGACCUGCUUUCUUCAUAUAUUAUACAUAGAGCCUAUGGAAAAAAAAAAAAAAAGCUACAGCUUGAACGGACUAUAUCUAAAUUAGAUUUAACAGUCACUCUUUACCAUAUUUCAGCUCGCUUGUAGCCACUCUGACACUGACGCCAGGCAGGACAGAGCAAAGCACUCCAGUACUGUCAUGUCUUGAUUUACAGUCCUGUAGCCUUUUCUUUUGACUGUUUUAGGGGCUCUAGAUAGGGGCUCUUCUCUAAAAGCGGAUCAAUAUGUUUGGAGUCUAGAGGGAGGAGCGAUGCUGUUUCAAUCAGUCUGGACACUUCCCAAUUUUCUCUGUCGAACACCAGCUCACAUCCGUACACCAGCCCUUUGAGCACUGACAGCUGGCAGUGAGAGGCACGGCUAGGCAAGGAGGAGAGAGGGGAGGUGAAGAGAGGAUGUCAACAACCAAACAUGACAUUGAGAUCCUUUAAACCCAAUGCUUUUAGAAUGACUUAAUGUGUAAAAUUAGCAGCAGUUAUCAAGCUCUUGGUGACACACACUAGGUAUCUGUGCUACACGCUUUCAAAAAAACAGGAUUAAAGUGUGUAAAUAGGACUGGAGUGUGGUAACUUAGGCUCCAGUCCAACCAGUCCCUUUCUGCGACUGAGACUUCUCUCUUUGCCGUUUCCUCCCUCUUUCUUUGGAGAGAAAAGCAGACCAGACUUAAUUCAUAUCACUGAAGGAGAGACUGAUGAAAACGUGCCAGCAGAUUCAGUGUACUACAACAUUCUUUGUCAUUUAGACAAGCAGAAGGUCUCGAUUUGAGCCCUUGAUAUCAGCGUGCCAUGCAACCCCCUCUCUUUCCCCUGGCCUGAGAGCAGCCAUGCCUUUCCAAAACCUCAGCCCAACUGUUCAGUGUCUCUCCCCAUGGAGCAGCAUUUUCCGAACCUGGCUAAUGUCUGCGCUCACUACCCUUCAAUUAUCUCCUGCACCGUAUUAGACAUGCUAUUUCACCUUUCCCUCUAAUCACACUGUAAUCACCAGCCUCUAUACAUUAGCAGCAACCAAGUGAAAAAUCACUGGGAUAAUCACUUGGACCAAAUGACGGGAGAGAUGGUCCCCCUGCAUGCACAUGGAUGACAGAAGGAAGAUUAGUGAGAAUUAUGUUUGUGCCUACUCCCUGGCAAGGCUGCCGACAGCUGACCUGGCACCAGUAAUUCUGCCAAAUUUACCCGAAGAGGCGACGGAGGAUGUGGAAUAAGACCUUCCGUAUCAUAGCAAGGUGUUAAUACUGCAAAGUAGAUUGACGCUACCAAAAAUUACAAUAAAAAUGUAUACGGUAAAAUUUGUGAAACCUUUUAUUCCAUUUAGGACAAACCUUGCAACAAUAGUUUCUUAAAAGUGGGUCGAAACCAUCAACGUUGCUGGAAAUCCUCAAUUCUGUAGAAGCAGCUGCUGAGAGGACUGUUAUUGUGCUUCUUCUUUCAGCAUGUAAUUGUGUCUCAACUAUCCCUACAGAGGCUACAAUUUUUAGCAAAAUAACUUGCUCUUCACUUCUUUAUUCCCCUUGCUUCUAUCCCUGCUGGGACACCUGCAAAGCACAGUAUUGUUCAAAGCCUGAAAGAGUAUUUGUGAAGCACAGUAGUUCUUCAGAUUUAAAAUGAAUCCCGUUAAAAUGACAGCUUUGUUAGAAAAGAAAAAUUGCCUUUACAUUACAAGUAGGGUAAAACCCAGCUGUCCUUCCUCAGCCCUCACUCAAACGUUAGGUGGAAAUGCGGUGAGCGACGUGAAUUGUGGUGAGGUGAAGUAGGUCAAAACAAAGCCAUGUUCUGCAAACCGUUUGUGCUCAUUACUCAUGUGAAGCUGAACUAAUCGAUGGGAAAUCUAAUGUUCCAUGAGCAAUGAAAUUUCCUGUGCUUGUCUCGGCCAUCUUUGGAAGACGUUCUGCCAGUGAGGCUCUGUCAGGCUGAACAUGAACCUUGCACGCCUGCUCCGCUGAUCUCCUCUGGCUUGUACCAGAUGCUGUACUAGUUCCCACUGCUAAUGGCAGGUUGAGUCCCCAGUGAGCCAAAACCCAGCCUAGCCUAGUAUCCUGCUGCCUGCUUGGCUAACAGUGCAGUGUUCAUGUAGCAUCUCUGCUAUGCCAGGGCUAAAUUAGGCAAUGUGAAAUCAGCACUUCAACACUUUUAACAAGGGUGCUCUUAGUACAUUUACACCCCGGGGAUGGUGUUACUGACGUGACGUGCAUUAAAACCAGAAAUAGCUAUGAAACACACUCCGAAAGUACCAGGACAAGAAGAGAUUGUUUUUAGAUCUGUCAGUUCCCCCGUUUUAUUGACAAGACCCUCUUGCUGCCGUGCUCCCAGUCUCAGUCUUGUCUAGUUUGGUUUGUACUGUAGUCCGGGCCAUGUUUCCCCUCUAAGAGCAAUGACAAAUGUCAACCCAGCAGGAACUCAACAAGCUGUUGCCAAAAUUUGAUAUUUGUCCUCUAAUUUACAAAGAGAAAAUGUGACUUGGCAUUUCAGCCGAAAGGAAUUAGUAUGAAUCUAAUUAAAUGCGAGAAAAUAAUAUUUAGCAUGCCCGGCAAAGAGCCUACAAGGGACAUGUCAGAAAUUAUGCUCAUACCCCCAGUAGCUUAACUUUUCUGUGGCAAUGCUGUUUUUUAUUCAGAAUCUAAGAAUCCAAUACACGGUAUACCCAGUUGAAUUACAAUAAGCAUUGAGACCACUCGCUUCUCUGUUGCUGGUGAACGUACCCACUCUAAUCAUGCAUCAUUAAAUUAAAAAAUGGGGAGUAUAUACUGUAGUUUACUUAUUUCCUCGGUUACCACUAUACCACAAGGUCAGUCCUCUAGACGAGCAUGCAUCCUAAGAGGGCCCCUGCCAAUGGCGGGGCAAUGCAGAGAACUGCUAGAGCAUGUCUCCAACCCCCUGGGUGCAUAACACUCACCCUAAAAUAGCAGUGAUUGUCAAGGAAAGGAAGUGAAAUGUAAUUGACUGAAAGUGGAGAGAUAAUUAAAGGAACCUGUUGGACAGGAGGGAAGAAAUUAAUGCCUCUCAUUUAAUAGCUGCUUUGGGAGAGAGAUUUUUCGUCAUCUCACUUUAGCGCAGAAAAAAAAGGGUUUUUUGCUGUGGAAAUGGGAUUUUGUAUGGGAAAAAGGUGGAGGUGGAAAUAGGCACUGGGCGGUGGGGGUGCUGUGUGCUAAACUGAAACUCCACAAAAUCGCUCCCAAUACUCAGGGCAUCAGGCGCCAUGAUGUCAUGAUUAGUGGAGAGGUUCAGAGCCUUGCCUUACCCCUGGUCCCGAUUGAGGUCGAGCAGAAUCACAAACAUGAGGGCAGAUCGCAUUGCAGGGAGUGCUGAGCCAGCAGAAGGGCUGAUGAACCACCUAAAUUGUGCUUUGGAUUUAUAGUACCAUUAUCCAAUUCCGAGAGUAACAAGCAAACAAAAAAAGAGAUACCAUCGUCCACCUAACAACGAACAGUGAAUCGCUGGAGGUGUGCGAUUAUGUUUAACAACAUGGCUGACGGUAAUGAAGACAAAGACUUUUUUUAUUCCUUAAUGUAAAUAGCCUAUAAAAUACAAAAACAGAGGAAGGUUGUAUAGCAGUUUGUGUUAAGAAGCCCAACUCUGUGGGACAAUGAUGUCACUAUAAAAUGUAUCCACAGCAGUGCAGGGACCUCGGAGAGUUUUAGUCCUUUUUAAGCCCCUUAAGUUUGGGCUCCGUACAUGCAUCCAACAACCCUAUGUCGGACCAAGGCUUAGAGGGUAUUUGACUUAGUGUCAAAAACUAAAGCCACGGCCCCGAAGUGAUCCGUUAAUUAAGAUUCUGUGUACACAGACAUGUCGUGAUUUUUCUGACAGAAGAAAGAUCGCCUGUGAGGUAAUUGGAUUCGUCCAAUUGGAGCUGAUGAACAGAUAUGACAGUGACCGUAGAGUUCAUCCAUCUGCAUGCUUACCACUUGUCAGAGCGACCAAAAAAAAAAAGCAUCAGCCACCAUGAAUCUUUUUCAAAAUUCUUUGGAGGUGAAAGUUUGGGCUCUACAACAUUAGAGGAGGUCAGUUUUACAAAAUGAAACUCCAGGUAACAGUUUGUUCAACAUGUACAUAAGUCAUUAUUUAAUACCCACUUGUACAUGGUUAGGCUGGGAUUGGAGGAAGGGGGCGAACAACAGCGUGAUUAUCGUAGAACCCAGCAGAAGCUCCCGGCCUGCUUGGCCCAAUCUGCCACUGCUCUCCUCUCCUGACCACACAGCUGCGUUAUUCCUGUACAUACAAUAUAGCUUAUUUUUCAAUUCUGUUAAACCUUCUUUAUAGGCCGUACAAUAGAUCAUGUUCAAACGUUUAAAAAAAAAAAAAAUUAAAAGAAUAGUUAAUAUAUUUCAGUGAAACUAAGAGAAGGAACCUAUGAAAUAAUUUAUCAAAAACAGAAAAUAAAAUGAUGUUAUUUCUUGUAAAGUGAAGCACUGAUGUUCAAAAAUGGGAUUUUAUACUCAUGUUAGUAAAUGGUUCUUUAUUUUCUCUCUUUUGUUUUUUUAUUAUCUGUUGAAGCUGGGAUAGACCCAUUGUCAUGAGGUUUAUUCGUAUAUGCUUUGAUCAUUACUCUUUUUCUGUUUUUUCCUCUCAUUUUUUUUGGCAGCACAAUCCCUGUACGAAAUCCCUCGUGAACGGGCGAGUUCAAAGAGAUUUUGCUCACUGGAAAGCUCUUAAAUCAAUACAAGAAUUAACAAACUGCACUGUAAAAAAGGGUGAUUGAUGGUACUGGUCAUGUGGAUUCAGAAAAAAAUGAGUCCAUUGCACAACUGAGUUCAAAUGAAUCAGCAUUGCAUGUUCAAAAAGAAUCUCAUUUGAGGCCUUUUGUUGUUUUGAGAAAAAAAGACAAAAAAGGACAAAAAAAAACAACUUUGCAGUCAGAUUGGUUUUGAGACCUAUGCUGUCAUAUCUCAUUGUCUUUAAGCCAUGAAGGGUUCCCUGUCUUUCUUUGUCACAACGUAACUGUGUUUCUUUUCUCUAGUUUUUGAAGGAUUCAUGGUAUUCAUUGACAUAUCUCAGCUGUUUGUAUUGUCUCUGUUCUUACCUAUGGGAUGUUUCUUCCACAGUUUGUUAUCAAAUGUGGCUCCAUUUACUGACAACAUUGUACCAACAGUACAAGCCACAUUGUUUUCCUCCAGUCAGGUUCAUUUGUUCAUGUGAGGGGGGAAAUUCUGCCUUAAACCCAGCCUGUUCUCUCUUACAGUACUACCUGUGAACAGUGCUCAGAUACACUGUAUUCUGGGGAUGCCAACUGCUCUAUAUCUUCAAAAAGGUCAAAAAUCUGUUGUGAAGACAAACACCUUGCCAGAGUCAGUUUUUGCUGCAAGCCCAUUCUGACACAAAUAAGGAUGUGGUCAUCCACCUCCAUUUCCAUUGGUUACAAGGACCAAAAUGUAAACAAACUCAGCUAACUGAGCAGUUUGCUCCAAUCAAGCAUCCAAUGAGAGCCUUUAAAGAAUUCACAUUCUGUCAUAGGUAAUGUUGCACCAUGGAUAUUUGUUUCAUGAAUCAUCACAUUCCCAGCUUCACUAUCUAAUUUCAUCCUCUUCAAUUGUACUCAUGCAAAACUCAUUCAUCAUAAUAUAUUUGGGUAUUUAUAUUCACAAUGAAUGGAAUAAUCAUUUCCUUUGUUACUGGACUUGAACAAACUGAUUUACUGUUUUCUUUUUGUUCCAAACAGAGAUGUAAUUUGAAUAAGCGUUGGCUCGGGUCCGUUUCCCUGAUUCGGGAUGAUAUCUCCCAUAGUGCUCCUGAACUCUGUAGUUCUCUAGUUCAUUAUAUUCUGCUUAGACUAAAAUAAAGCACAGUCCUGUAGAA
This is a messenger RNA of Acanthopagrus latus (yellowfin seabream), 9777 nucleotides long. RefSeq names its product CUGBP Elav-like family member 4. The record is from RefSeq and is a predicted model, not a curated record. Bases 590 to 2068 code for a protein of 492 amino acids. Gene Ontology annotation, cellular component: cytoplasm; nucleus; ribonucleoprotein complex. Gene Ontology annotation, molecular function: mRNA binding. The transcript is spliced from 13 exons. Lineage: Eukaryota; Metazoa; Chordata; Actinopteri; Spariformes; Sparidae. Gene Ontology annotation, biological process: mRNA splice site recognition; regulation of alternative mRNA splicing, via spliceosome.